CGGUUCGUAAGGUAGAUACCGUUUAUGAAUCAACUUGUGGAUUCCGAGUAAAAACCAUUUAACAGUUGAAACCGUACGUAUUAAAAAUCCUCAAGUAUGGGACGGACAGUGUACGCCGAAGACAGUGUCCUGACGUAUUUAAAGUCCCUAAAGAGAACAGAUGGAUACACGAUAGGAUUAAUUCUGGGGCAGAGCACGGCGGCACAAAAAGACUUUGUUGUACAUUUAGCGAGAACGCCACCCCCAGCGACUAAAGAUGUGAUCGAAGAAUCCAUGAUAAGUUCAACAAGUAACGCGCAAAAGGAAACUGAAGCGAAAUAUAUUAAAUCGAUCAAUGAUAUACCAGAAACUUGGGUCGCUGAUCAUGCGAAACAUGUGACUAGAAUGUUACCAGGUGGUAUGUGGGUGUUAGGAAUAUUCGUUGUUGGUCCUGAUGAUAUUUUAAGUGAUAGCAAUUCCAUCAUCAGAUUGCGAUCGGUAAUAGUUGCAAUUUAUAAGCACUUAGCAUUGAACAAAUUUCUUUACGGAAAUACCGACCAAGAAAAUCUCAUACUUCACUUCAAUAGUCUAACGGAAAAGAUUACUUGUAAAUCUCUGGAUGCGAAUCUUGGUGGAAUAUUGAAACCGGCAGAAUGGAAGUUUCAAGCGAAAGCUACGAAAUGGCAUCAACUCGAAGCACGCGUGGAUUUUGAUCGUUUGUUUCCAAUUCCAGCUGACGAUAUUUCAACCACAUUGAAAAAACAGUUACAAGGAAUUCUCGCACGUAUAUCAGAAACUGUAGAUUCAGCUUUAGUAAUAAUCGAAGGUGAACCAAGAUCUCCAGACGAUGCAGUUGAAGUAGUUGGAAAAAAGAAAAAAGAUAGGAAAGAAAUAAAAAAUAAAGAUGAUGCGGGAAAUGCGGAUAAAACGAUCCAAGUUAGCAUGUACAUUCCCUGCCCAAAAAAUCCUACGUCGGAUAUUCUGAUAACAUCUUGCAGUGCGACAAUGCGACUCGUUGGACAAGUUGUUAGCAGAACAUUCGUUCACCAAAAAGCAACGAUCCAAGAAGCCACCGUUGCGGUGAAACAAGAUGUCAUGAGGUCACUCGCGAGUCGUUUAGAAAUGCAUUGGGACAGUUUAAUCGAAGAAGAAAACGGUUCUCCCGAAGAAAAUGUUACGCUGCACGAACCCCCGAGAAGAGUUCUAGUCGCCCUACCGCAAAGUAGGGUAACAUUAUCAGACUAUUUAUUCCCCGGAGAAGGACCUCAAGAAGCUUUAGUUUCUUUGCAGGAACUCUUGGAUUUGGAAAUGCAAGAGAGUAGUGUUCAGAAAGAACUUGAACUUCAAGCAGAUCCUUCAGAAUUCUAUCUUCAAAAUACUGUAGAUACGGCUGUGGUAGAUAAUAGUGAAGACCCAUCGCAAGAUCAACAGUUUGUUGUGUAUAUGGCGGGUUUAAGUAUUGCCAUUUUUGUCCUUAUAGCCGCUAUCGUUGCGCAACUGUACUAAGUUUCUAUUUUUUUUUAAUUAUGGGGAGAAAUUAGGAAAAAAAAAAUCAUUUUCUUCGUACUCAUACGAUUGCAAAGACAAAAAAAAAUUGAAACUGUUGAUUUUUUUCUUCAUUUAUAGAAUUACGAAAACUGAUUCCGUGUUGAAUAUAUAGGGAAUGGAAAACGAAAUACCGUACAAUAAAAUAUACCAUACUGGUAAUCGCUAAUAGCCUAAUGUUGAAAUACUUAGUGACAGCUAAUAGAAAAUGUAUAAUGGUUUGUAACGGGAAAUUGAAUGAAUUUGUUUUCCUAAAGUGUAUAUCGUAUGUACAUCGUAUUUAACAAAUAUUUUUAUAAUGUCGACACUACAAUUGCGCGAAUAUAUAUUGAACGAAUAUUUAAAUAAAAUCUUUCAGUGCGCAA
Molecule: messenger RNA, 1889 nt
Organism: Athalia rosae (coleseed sawfly)
Lineage: Eukaryota; Metazoa; Arthropoda; Insecta; Hymenoptera; Athaliidae
Product: protein odr-4 homolog
Exons: 8
Coding region: 97-1485 (462 amino acids)
Biological process (GO): intracellular protein localization
Cellular component (GO): endomembrane system
Source: RefSeq, a predicted model, not a curated record